Molecule: messenger RNA, 1059 nt
Organism: Cyclopterus lumpus (lumpfish)
Lineage: Eukaryota; Metazoa; Chordata; Actinopteri; Perciformes; Cyclopteridae
Gene: pdap1b
Product: pdgfa associated protein 1b
Exons: 6
Coding region: 122-655 (177 amino acids)
Cellular component (GO): cytosol
Molecular function (GO): RNA binding
Source: RefSeq, a predicted model, not a curated record
UAUACUCAACCCCCAAUGAGAGUUUAGCCAGCUGUCAGUUCGUAGUGCUGUUUUUACAUUUGUGUUUUCUGUCAGUAUUUAUGAGUUAAGGAGUUUUUAAAUAGAGGAUUUGUUUGUCAAAAUGCCCAAAGGGAGGAAAGGUAGCAACAAGGGUCGUGUGAGGACGUACACCAGCCCCGAAGAGAUAGAUGCCCAGAUGAAGGCAGAGAAAGAGAGGAAAAAGCAAGAGCAGGAAGCAGAAGUGGCGGGAGGUGCAGCUCAGAAUGACAUUGCAGAGGAGAAGCUCCCGGCAUCAGGCUCAGAAGACAGCGACGAUGAAAACUCAGAUAGGAGGAGAGCGGGUGUGCAGGGCUUGAUAGAAAUCGAAAACCCCAACAGAGUGGCUCAGAAGUCCAAGAAGGUGACGCAGAUUGAGCUGGACGAGCACAAGCAGUUAUCGAGGAAAGAGAGGGAGGAGAUAGAGAAGCAGAAAGCGAAGGAGCGCUACAUGAAGAUGCACUUGGCAGGGAAAACAGACCAGGCCAGAGCUGACCUCGCUCGUCUCGCCAUCAUCAAGAAACAGAGAGAAGAUGCGGCAAGAAAGAAAGAACAAGAGAAAAAAGCAAAAGAUGCAGCAGCGUUGGCGGCAAGAGGAACUCCCCCGUCUAGGAAAUGAUGCAGAGAAUUAAUUCGAGGCUUUUUUUUACAUGUUUACGGACUGGCGCAAUAUAUAUAUAUAUAUAUAUAUAUAUAUAUAUAUAUAUAUAUAUAUAUAUCAAUAUUUUUAAAGGAAGAACUAUUGCCUUGACAUUUCUGUUACAAAUGGCCUCACCAAGGGAGAGGGGUUGUGUAUAUUAUGACCUUUUUGAUCCCUCCAGGAAGUAAAGCUACAAUUGAUAAUACAUCGGUCUUCACGUGCACUUUGAAUCAACCCCUUUCUAACCUAUGAUCUUGUACAAUAUAUUAGUAACGGUAAAUUUGCUUUGCAACCAUGUUUUGGGGGGGAUCUUACAUUGUAUAUACCUGACUCAGAGAAAUAUUUCAGAUUAUUAUGAUGGAACCAGUAAAAUGUGUACAUUU